This is a messenger RNA of Exophiala mesophila, 788 nucleotides long. RefSeq lists its product as uncharacterized. The record is from RefSeq and is a predicted model, not a curated record. Gene Ontology annotation, biological process: regulation of Ras protein signal transduction; regulation of proteolysis. The transcript has 2 exons. Lineage: Eukaryota; Fungi; Ascomycota; Eurotiomycetes; Chaetothyriales; Herpotrichiellaceae. Gene Ontology annotation, molecular function: phospholipid binding; peptidase inhibitor activity. The coding region runs from base 219 to 734 and encodes 171 amino acids.
UGCAACAGUUACGGCGUGGUCGGUAAAUGAUAGCGGUAGUUUCUGUCUAUCCGGAGAUCAGUGCAGGAAUCUCAUUCAAGAGGCCAAUCUUCACCACGGACGAGCGAUACACUGCUCGAGAAACUGUUAGCAGGGACUCGAAUACAAGCCAAACCAAAGUUGAACGACUCUUCUCUACCUGUUCCCCGCCUUGCGCCGAAGAAUAGCGUCUAUUCACCAUGCCGUCGAUCACUGCCAUUGAAGAAUACAUCGGGCUGAUCAAGACCGAUGCAUCGAAAACUCUGGGGGUUAAAAUCGGGGACAAGGAGAUCACCCCUGGCGAUUACCUCCCAAAGCUAGAAGCAGCAGCUACUCCAACUCUCUCUUUUGCUGUCAGCGAUACCAUUGCCAAACAUGUGGUUAUCUGUGUCGACCUCGAUGGCCCUUUUCCCAGUUUCAAUUUCCUCUCUCCCAUCCUUCACUGGAUUCAGUCAGAUCUGCAGACCUCGUCCCUGACGACCAACCAGCCAUCCAUCGCCAACUAUGUCGGUCCAGGACCUCCACCCGGUAGUGGACCACAUCGAUAUGUGUUUCUCCUCUACAAGCAGCCAUCGGAGUUUCGGCUAGACCAGUAUGUUCCAUCAGGUGGAAAGGAGUUUGGAAUUAUGGCACGAAUGCGAUACGAUUUAAGUGCCUUUGAGGAAAUGGCCAGGUUGGGAAAGCCUAUCGCAGUCAACUACUUUACUAGUAAUUAGUAUGCAGGAUGAGCACCCUUCGUUCGGCAUCAAUGGAAUCUCCUUGGCUAUCUA